Emys orbicularis (European pond turtle) is the source of this 1927-nucleotide messenger RNA. It is a transcript of the gene MTNAP1, whose product is annotated as mitochondrial nucleoid associated protein 1. Lineage: Eukaryota; Metazoa; Chordata; Testudines; Emydidae. Bases 92 to 1927 code for a protein of 611 amino acids. The transcript has 5 exons. The record is from RefSeq and is a predicted model, not a curated record.
GACUACCGACCUGGUGCUCAUGCGUAUUCACCACAGCCGGUGCCUGAGACGUCUGCGCAUGCGCCUCACCUCCGCCUAGACGGACAGAAAGAUGGCAGGUGCCCCCCCAGGAAUGGAACUGUGCCCCUAUUGUAGAAAGCCAUUUAAGCGACUGAAGUCCCACUUGCCAUACUGUAAGAUGGCAGGAGACAUGAAAGCUGCUUUUGACUUAGGCAAGAUGGCCUCUCUUGACUUGAAAGCGUCUCAGUCCAAGCCAGUUAGACUCCUGGCCACUGAGAAAAAAAGGGGACAAAGCAAAGAGAAGAUCACAACCCCAGACAAUAGCUCAGAAAGAGAAAGUAAGAAAAAAUCCCUUGACACAAUAGGGAACAAAGUAGAAAGCAAAUUAAACCCCUUACAAAUAGGGGGUACUGCUGGAUCAGAAAUAGCCAGCAACUUGCCUGCAGAAAAGCCAGGUAAAAAUACAAAGCGGCAAAUUAAACUGACUUCUGAAAAGACACACAGAGAUGAAGGAAUGACAAUAGUUCAAGAAGAGGCCAGAAUGCACAUGAAUGCAGCAGAGGAGAGGACUUCAAAAGCAAAGCAUGCAAAGCAGUUACCCACCAACCAGAAAAGCAGAAGUAAAAAUACUUCUCAUGAUGAGAAUUCAGCACCUGGUGGCAUUUUGGAGCUUUCUUCUUUGAAUAAGGAUGGAAAAUCUGCUUCAAAGUUUCCUAAUGACCCAAUAAGAUCUGCAAAACAGAAACAAAGGAAGGUAGGGUCUUCAACACAGGAGGUGGCUGGUUCUCUGGAUUUACCCACUUGUGAUCUUGAAAGUAUUCCCAGGGCAGCUAUUGAGGGAGUGAAAGUAGUUAUUGAGAAACAUCGUGUCAAAGUGCUAAGAGGUAGGAAUGAAUCCAAAAUUCAGGGCACUCUGGCAGACAGUGCUACCACAGGUAAUUGUACAACCCAGGGUUGGUAUCUGGAAAUGCUGGCUCCAGACUGCUCUGAAAGCCAUGCAGACACAGUCCAGUCUGUCCACUGGAAGAAUGUGAACGUUACGGGGGCCAUGAACACAAAUGCUUUUAGUCUGGAGUUUGCAGAAAGUAAUACCUUGAGUGGAGAGAGAGAAAAAGGCAAUCGUUUAACUGCAACUGGAAUGCACGUACUCAGCGAUCCUGGGAAGGCUGACUGUGGAAAGAGCCCUCGUGGCCUCGUUCCGCUGGACAGAGUGGCUAAAAGUGAGACAGAAGAGAAGCAGUUUACCUUAAAUGGUGAUGUGGAUUCUAAGGCCUCUUUCUCUGCUUCCCUCCCUGAGAAGCCCCACCCGUCAGUGAGAGAGACUCUCAGAGGAGCCAGUGAAGGAAUAGCCAGCAACUACCUAGCCUGUGUGCAACAGCUUCUGGUGGAUGAAAAGCAGGUUGCCUUACUUUCUGAGUCUGUUCUGAAUACAGGGAGAAGAGACAGCGAGCUGGCUUUGAAACAACACUUGUGCUACACCUCUGAAAACCAACCUCCUUGUCUGUUCCAAUCUUCUGGCAGGAACAUACAGGCAAGAUCCAUUGGACUGGAGUGGUUUCCAGAAUUGUAUCCCAAUUAUCAGAGGCUGAGCAUGUUUCCAGGGAGACUUCUCCAGGGGGACGCGGCGAUCAAGAUGAAGAAGAUAGAGCCUGGUUUCUUGGAAAGACCGCAAGCUCCCCUCGUAGAAAGACGUCUGAUGGAGGUAAAGCUCAGGGAGCUGCCUGCCUGGCUGGCAGCUUGUGAUUUCUCUCCAAAGGGACUGCUCGGAGCAGUGCAGAAAGCCUGGAGCAGUUACUACAACAAAUACAUCGACGUAAAGAAGGGUGGAGCUGCUGGGAUCUCCAUGCUGUUGGCUGGAUAUUGCAUCCUCAGCUAUGGCUGGAGAUAUGAGCAUCUGAAACAAGAUCGCUGGCGCAGGUAUCACUGA